Messenger RNA from Lutra lutra (Eurasian river otter), 1514 nucleotides. RefSeq names its product membrane anchored junction protein (gene MAJIN). Bases 385 to 1233 code for a protein of 282 amino acids. Gene Ontology annotation, biological process: homologous chromosome pairing at meiosis; meiotic attachment of telomere to nuclear envelope. Gene Ontology annotation, molecular function: DNA binding. The transcript is spliced from 13 exons. Gene Ontology annotation, cellular component: nuclear inner membrane. The record is from RefSeq and is a predicted model, not a curated record. Lineage: Eukaryota; Metazoa; Chordata; Mammalia; Carnivora; Mustelidae.
CAGCUGCGCGCGCGCAGAACGCCUGGCGGGCGCGCGGCAAAAACCAAAGCUCGGGCGGGGACUGAGUGAGCACACGAGCCGCGCCUGGGGCGCAGUCGACGCCGGCCCCUUUCGGGGGCGCUCUCUCUUGGCAGCCUCAGCCGAGACCACUUUUACGAGGCGCGAAGAACCCUUAGCCUGUGCCUGACUGCACCUCGGGGGUAGAGACUGGAGUCACGGCCCUCCGUGAGACGUCUGUGUUCAUUGAAUCUUGGCAUCGGAGAAGUGGAAGGAUUCCAGCGCCAGUAGCUUCCUGUACCUCCUCGGCGUUUCUGAACUUGAUUCCUUCGUUUGCACAUCCGCAGCUCUUUGUAGGUGAGGACCAAGUUCUUAUUAUUCUCCACUAUGUCUCCGGCACUUCGUUUCUGGGACAUAGUAGGCUAUCGUUUGGAAGCAAUGAGUUUAAAACCUUUCACCUACCCGUUUCCAGAGACGAGGUUUCUUCACGCAGGACCCAAUGUGUAUAAAUUCAAAAUUAGAUAUGGCAACAGCAUCAGAGGGGAAGAAAUAGAGAAUAAGGAAGUCAUCGUCCAGGAGCUGGAGUUGGUUGGUUUGUUUGUUUUCCAGGAUUCUAUUCGUGCAGUCUUGGGAAACUUGGACAAUCUGCAGCCAUUUGCUACAGAGCACUUCAUUGUAUUUCCCUAUAAAAGCAAAUGGGAGAGAGUGUCCCACCUGAAAUUCAAGCAUGGGGAAAUCGUCUUGGUCCCCUAUCCAUUUGUUUUCACUCUGUAUGUGGAGAUGAAAUGGUUUCAUGAAAACCUGUCACCUGGGGAGCCAAUAAAUGACAGUCCUCUUGGCUUGGUCCUAGCAGAGAGGAAAGCAGCAGGAGCCAUGACGAGGAAACGAAAACAAGUGGAAGUGCCCAGCUCCCCCAGCAGGCCAGCACUGGACAGGACCAAGAUGGGGAUUUCCAGCCAAGGCCCCAGCAAAAAGAAGCCCCUUAUGGAAACCAGGAGGAAUGGAGGAAGAAAAACCCAGCAGGAAUGGCAGGAGACCCCAACAUUUAACACCGCUGAUAUCCAGGAACAGGAUUCUAAGUGGGAGGACAGCCUCGCUGAGCAGAUCAUCCCCCCACUGAAGCAAAACAAUCCACCUCCACCUAAAGGACCCAAAGAGCUGGGAACCAGUGGAUUCUUUGGGUUUCUAAGCUCUCUCUUCCCCUUUCGCUAUUUCUUCAGAAGGAACAGCCAGUGAGCCUUCCAGACGCAGCAGGGGAAGAGUGUCCUCUCGCACUGACUUUUCACAUUCCGUCCUCUGUCAUGGGGAACACGGGCUCCAAACUCCCUGAGUCCCCUUGUGGGUUUGUCCUAUCCUUUGCCCCUUUACAAUGGAUUUUUUUUUUUUUUCAAUUUAAAACACUAAGAAAAGAACUUCCUAAAAUGUUCCAGUCCAAGAACUGUACUGCUCUAAGGGCCAGUUUAGGUCUUUCAUCUCCAGCACUUAAGAUCCUAAUGAAAAUAAAUUAUUUAUGAAGA